UCCCUUUUGAUAACUUCUAAAAUCUCUGUAAAAAACAGAGCUUCAUUAAUGGCUGCCAACAAAUUCGCAACCAUGUUGCAUAAGAACACUAACAGAAUCACUCUUGUUCUUGUCUAUGUUUUACUAGAAUGGAUUCUGAUCGCUCUUCUCCUUUUGAAUUCCCUGUUUUCUUAUCUGGUUAUCAAGUUUGCUGAUUACUUUGGUCUUAAAAGGCCCUGCCUUUGGUGUUCUAGGAUUGAUCAUGUUUUUGAGCCAUCAAAGCACCGGAGUUCUUAUAGAGAUCUUGUGUGUGACGAGCAUGCCAAUGAGAUUUCUAAACUGGGUUUUUGCUCUAAUCACCGGAGACUAUCUGAAUCUCGAGAUAUGUGCGCGGCUUGCUUGUCCUCGUCGCCGCCGGAAGUGGAAAAUGGUGAUGAGAAUUUGAAGUGUUCUUGUUGCGCCAUCGUUUUGGAGAAAAAGCGGAAUCUUCCUUACGUAAUUGCUGAAGCAGGAGAAAAAGUCGAUGCUUCGGAUGGAAUCAGAUCAAAUUUUGUGGCUGCUGAUCAAGAACAUGAACAGAGGAUUGAAGAAAACAAGGGCGUAUGCAUCACUUCAGAUGGUGAUGAAGAGAUAAAACUGGAAAGAGAUGAUUUUUCAUGUUUUAUUUCCUGUUUUGAAUGCAGCCAAGUGGCUGCUAAUGGAGGCGAUGUGGUUUUGGAGGAAGAUCAACAAGUAUCAGUUGAAGAAGGAGACUUGGUUUUGUCAAUGGAUGACCAUGAGUUGACUCAAGUGAGUCAACUCGCUUGCACCAAAGAGGAAUCUCCUGAGAUUCUAGGCAAGCAUCUGGAGUUCUACAUAGAAGGGGAUGACUGUCAUUUGAUUCCAGUUGAAUCAAUGGAGUCCAAUCAGAAGGAAGAAGAAGAUGGUGUUCAAUCAAAUGCAGCAACAAUAGAAGGGGAAAUCAAUGUAGAUGUUAAUCAAGCAAAUGAACCAGUUGAAGAUAUUGAACCCUCCAAGGAUGCUGAGGAAGAUAAAGUUCCCGAUAUACUGACUUCCGUCGACGGUUUCCACUCGUUGCAAAAUAAAUUGCUGUUGCUUGACAGAAGAGAGUCCGGAACCGAAGAUUCGUUGGACGGAAGUGUUUUCGGUGACAUUGAGACUGUUGAUGUGGUACCAACUGUUGACAAGUUGAAAUCGGCUUUGAAAACCAAACGGAAGGCCUUAAAUGCUUUGUAUAGGGAGCUCGAGGAAGAGCGGAGUGCUUCUGCAGUGGCUGCGAGCCAGACGAUGGCGAUGAUAAAUAGGCUUCAAGAAGAGAAAGCAGCAAUGCAGAUGGAAGCGUUGCAGUAUCAGAGGAUGAUGGAAGAACAAUCCGAGUAUGACCAGGAAGCCUUGCAGAUUCUCAAUAAGCUUGUGGUCAAGCGGGAGAGGGAGAAGGUGGAGCUCGAAAAGCAACUCGACGUAUAUCGAAGGAAGGUGUUCGAUUACGAGGCUAAAGGGAGAAUGAUAAUGUCGAGAAGAAGGAAAGAUGACAGCAUUCGGAGUGCAAGUUCUGCGUCUUGCAGCAAUGCUGAGGACAGUGAUGGUGUAUCGGUCGAUUUAAAUAAUGUAUCGAAGGAAGAAGAUAGCUCCGAAAACCGUCAAAUUCGAGAGGAUGUUAACCCGAAUACCCCUGCUGAUGCAGUCUUGUACUUGGAGGAGUCAUUGGCUAGCUUCGAGGAAGAGAGGCUAUCCAUUCUAGAGCAGCUCAAGGUCUUGGAAGAAAGAUUGAUCUCAUUGAAUGAUGAAGAGGCUGAACAACAUUUCGAGUACUUGUACGAAGAGAAUGGCAAUGGCUUCCACGAGACUCCCCAUUUUGGCCACGGAACGGAUGGUGUUACGGAUGUUCAUUUCGAGGGAGUGAACGGGAAACAUCACCAAGACAAAACAAAUCCCAUGGCUACAAUGGCAAAGAGCCUUCUCCCGCUUUUUGAUGCCACUGAUGCGGACAUCAAAGAUUCGAUAUCGAAUGGACACGAAAACGGCUUCCAUUCUGCAGCCUUUAGACAGUCCUUGCCUGAACUCGAGAGCAAAAAGCUCGCAAUCGAGGAAGAAGUGGAUCACGUUUACGAGAGACUACAAGCACUUGAGGCAGAUAGAGAGUUCAUAAAACAUUGCAUCAGCUCAUCGAGGAAAGGAGAUAAAGGUGUCCAUCUUCUUCAAGAGAUUCUACAACAUCUCCGCGAUUUGAGGAGUGUCGAACUUCGAGCAAGGAGUAUCGAAAAUGUCACCACAUAGCUCGCAUCAUCGGAACACACUCAGAAAAACCAAUCGAAUGUUCAAUUGGAGUUCCUUAACCACUCCAAAUCUAGUACUAUGAAAAGGAAGGGAACCAAAAACACCGACUCCGGCAAUGAAUCGACAAUAUCUUCAACGAUCGGUAAGUCUUGAAGUGGUAGACCGG
Hibiscus syriacus is the source of this 2422-nucleotide messenger RNA. Its product is annotated as myosin-binding protein 2-like. Bases 49 to 2256 code for a protein of 735 amino acids. The record is from RefSeq and is a predicted model, not a curated record. The transcript has 3 exons. NCBI's taxonomy places the organism in Eukaryota, Viridiplantae, Streptophyta, Magnoliopsida, Malvales, Malvaceae. Gene Ontology annotation, molecular function: myosin binding.